AAGCCGCUCUGCUCAUAUGACUGUUGCUCUGUGGUGGGGAAAACUAUGGGGAAAACAGCUGCAGUGCUCGCUUUGUUUUUGUCACCGGCUGUGAUGUGACACAAUAUCUCCGGUUUUGACCUUCUACCGCCGCAACAACGGACUUAAUCAAGUGCCUUCGGUUUAAAAUACUUCACAAGAUCUGCUGGACACCAUGACUCACUGACGUCCUUUUAGAAACCGAAACUGAAUAUUUUGUGGGUCAGCCGACCACCAUGCCACCUCCAGAUGGCUGCUCCAUCAACGCAGCGCCUUCAGACGAGAGCAAGGACAGCGAGCCGCUCAUCGAGAAUCAUGGCGUUCCUCCUCGGUGCUGCUCGGCUCGCUUCAACCUCGCCAUCCUCAUGUUCUUUGGCUUCUGCGUCGUCUACGGUCUCCGUGUCAACCUCAGCGUUGCCAUGGUAGCGAUGGUGAACAGCACGGAGCCCGAGCCAGCCGGCAACGCCUCCGUCUUCCACGCUUGUCCCAUGCCGUCAGGGAGAGAUGACACCAACAACACUUUCCAGCAGCCUAAAGGGACCCCUCAGUACCCCUGGGACUCGGAGACUCAGGGCUGGCUGCUGGGAGCCUUCUUCUUCGGAUACCUGUGCACCCAGAUCCCGGGCGGAUACCUGGCCGGUCACUACGGGGGGAGCCUCUUCUUGGGCCUGGGGGUGCUGGGCACGGCGGUCCUCACCCUCUUCACCCCUCUGGCUGCACAGUGGGGGUCCUACUGGCUGUUUGCACUGCGAGCGCUGGAGGGUUUUGGAGAGGGGGUGACGUACCCGGCCAUGAUGGCGAUGUGGGCUCGCUGGGCUCCUCCUCUGGAACGUUCUCGCCUCAUGACCCUGGCAGGGUCCGGGGGCAACUUCGGGGCCUUCCUGGCUCUGCCGCUCACCGGCUACAUCUGCCAGACGCUGGGCUGGCCGACCGUCUUCUACCUCUGUGGAGGUGCUGGAUGCCUCUGGGCGGUCUUUUGGUUCAUGUUUGUGUCUGAUGACCCUCGCACUCAUCGUCGAAUCAGCGAAGAGGAGAGAGAUUACAUCAUCAACUCUAUCGGACCGCAGGGUACAGGUCAUGGCUGGUCCAUCCCUGUAGUGUCCAUGCUGCUGUCGGUCCCUCUCUGGGCGAUAAUCAUCACCCAGAUGUGUUCAAACUGGGCCUACUACACUCUGCUCACCUCCCUGCCCACAUACAUGGACACCAUCCUGCACUUCGACCUGCAGUCGAACGGGUUUCUGUCCGCCCUGCCGUACCUCGGUGCCUGGUUGGUCUCCACGCUGUCAGGGGUCGUGGCCGACGCUCUGAUCGAGAGGAGAGUUUUCAGCAUCACCACCGUACGAAAGAUCUUCACAACCACCGGUCUGAUGCUGCCGGCGGCUUUCCUCGUUGCCGUGGGUUACUCCGGCUGCAGCCACGUCCUCACCGUCACCUUCCUCACGCUUUCCUCCACCGUGGGAGGAAGCAGCGCCGCCGGAGUUUACAUGAACCAGAUAGACAUCGCUCCUCGGUACGCAGGAUUCCUUCUGGGAAUCACCAACACAUUCGGGACAAUUCCAGGUGUCGUGGCACCGAUCGUAACCGGAUACUUUACUGAAAAUCACACGCUGGCUGGCUGGAGGAAGGUUUUCUGGGUCGCUGCAGGCAUCAACAUCGGAGGCGCUCUCGUCUUCUUGAUAUUCAGCAGCGGGAAGAUCCAACCGUGGGCCGAAACCGAGGAGGAGAAAACGGAAACGGAGAGGAGGAGGAGCAGCUCGCUAUCAGACCACAGCUGAACAAACACAGGAAGAAGAGUAGCAGGUACUUUAUGGAGAGAUCUGAACCCAGUGGAACACAUAUUUAGACUUCUACCUCUGAAAACUCAUUCAGGUUGUUAGAAUAUAUGCAGUAUUCAGACACAAAGAGCCAAGAACAACAGAACUGGAGCAGAACAGCAGAUUACACUGAAGUGUCUGCAGUCUUUUUACCUUUAACAUGGAAAAGUAUUUGUCCUCUUGAGGAGUUUAUACCCAGGUGAACUGCUGCACUUACUUUUAUAAUAAUUCCAGGUAAGAAUCUGAGCAGUUUUACACAUCAAAAUGUCAUUUAUACAUGUUUAAGCUGGUAAGUUCUGACAUCUUUUGAUAUCUAAUGGCAUAAACUGCUUUUAGAUAUGAGCACAGCAGUUACAGUAGUUUUCUAACAGAAAUAUUUAUGAACAAAGUAGGUCUUUCUUUGCUUUCUUGUCAUCUGAAAGGGAACAAACUUGUCAAAUCACAAUCUGCUGCAGGUUAUUUUCACCACAAGAGACCAACAAAUGACGAUUUUAACACUUUUUAGGCAACAGAAAAUCACUUUUAUCACUACAUCAAGAUAGAUUUACAUUAUUCAACACGUGCUGGACUCACUGCUGUCAACAAUCAGGAAAUAAGUUUAGCGCAGCCAAAAAGCAAAGUUCAGUUCUUUGUUUUUGGCUCAUAUUUACAUUUUAAUACACACAUCUCCUCAGGUGAGACCAGAACAAAUCAGCAUGUGUGAUCUGUUUCCUGUGUUUUAUUUUAGAUUUAUUUGGAACAAAGGCACUGUUUUUAUAGCUUUUUUUAAAAAAAAAAAUUGGACCAAAUGUUUUAUGAACAAACUUUAAACAACCAGAGUUUUAUUAACGGCACCACAUGACCUUCAGCUGCUUUGUUAACAGCUUUGCCUGUUCUCUGAGCACUUUUACAGACUGUUAGAGGCACUUUUCACCAACAGAAAUGCACCAAAUGCCUUAUUUUUUUAAAACAGGAAAACUAACUUUCCCAUUUGUUGGACUUAAAGCACCUUUAACUGCCAGCAUUUAAACAUUUUCUAGUGUCAUGACAUUGUUCUGAGUGAAUUUGUGGUGUUUGUAACUGAAUGUAUGAGUUCACAUCAGCAACAAAAUGUUUCUUUUUAAAUUCUCCGACUGCAAUCUUAGUUGUUUUUAUAAGGUGUAGGGAAUCUGAUCAUCUGUCAGCUCAUACGGUUUAUGAAAGAGCACUGUGAUUGUAAAGAUAUGAUGUUUGCAAAUGAAUUUAAUAAUUUAUUUACCUUCCCUGUGCUUUGAGAAUGUGUGAUGUCGACAGCUGUAUUGUUUUAUUGUGAAAUUAUGUUGUUUUACUUUGAAAAACUAAAAGAAGUGGCAUUUAAAAAGA
Messenger RNA from Acanthochromis polyacanthus (spiny chromis), 3173 nucleotides. Its product is annotated as sialin. The transcript has 11 exons. Lineage: Eukaryota; Metazoa; Chordata; Actinopteri; Pomacentridae. Bases 255 to 1793 code for a protein of 512 amino acids. Gene Ontology annotation, biological process: monoatomic anion transport; transmembrane transport. The record is from RefSeq and is a predicted model, not a curated record. Gene Ontology annotation, molecular function: transmembrane transporter activity.